AUGAUUGUGGCAGAGGAAUUGCGCAUCAUGUUACUGGGUGCUAGAGGGUCUGGAAAAAGUUCCACCGGAAACACCAUCCUCAGGUGCAAUGCUUUUAAAUCAGACAUGCAGCUGAGCAGAGUCACACAGUUCUGUGAAAGAGCAUCUGGGAACAUCAACGACCGGCCCGUGGCCAUAAUCGACACGCCAGGUCUGAACAGGAUCGGCCAUACAGAAAGGGAAGUGACCCGAGAGAUCCUAAAGUCCAUCUCUCUGUAUACUCCAGGUCCACACGCGUUUCUGCUGGUUAUGCCUGUUGGGAACUUAACUAAUGAUGACAAAAGCAUGCAUAAACUCAUCGAGAGCAUGUUUGGGGAGAGUAUCUGGAAGUACACCAUCAUCGUGUUCACUCACGGAGAUCGUUUGGAGGGAAAGGCGCCAAAUGACGUCAUCGCGUGCUCAGACAAGGAGCUCCGCAGUUUCAUCCAUAAGUGCAGCGGAGGGUUCCUGUUCUUCAAUAACAAGGACGCGACAAACUAUGAGCCCGUGACAGAACUCUUGAAGAAAGUCGAGACCCUCGUGGCCAUCAAUGGAAAGAGCUGCUACACGUUGUCUUUUUAUCCGGCCUCAGAGAGGAAGAUCAGGAAGAAA
This is a messenger RNA of Sinocyclocheilus grahami, 630 nucleotides long. RefSeq names its product GTPase IMAP family member 7-like. The record is from RefSeq and is a predicted model, not a curated record. The transcript has a single exon. The annotation marks the transcript as partial. Gene Ontology annotation, molecular function: GTP binding. NCBI's taxonomy places the organism in Eukaryota, Metazoa, Chordata, Actinopteri, Cypriniformes, Cyprinidae.